GCGACACGUACCGGCCAAACUCCUUCCACUUGGCACGAAUCAAACAGCGCAAAGAAGGAAAGAGAUGUUUGUGUCGUUGAAACCAUGUAAAGCUCAAGAAAAGGCAAAAAUCCGGCCCAGCAGCAAGAAUGUGUCCAGCAGUGAUGGUCAGUGGCCGUUACGUAAUAGUUCAGAAUGGGUGCAUUCCUCCGCAGCCCAUUUUGAUGGAACACUGCUGUUUGAUGGUAGGGGGGAACGACUGGGAUAUUCAUGUUAAAUGCCGGCCACAUUUCAAUCAACGUAAGAAAAGUAAAAAGUGGCGAAAUAUUAAAGAAGUGUAUCCUGAUGCUAAGGUGGAGACAAAACAUAACGACAUCCGGCUGACGUUGCCAGUGCUAAGACAAAGUCUCGAAGUGGCAGCCUUUGGAAUUCCAGGAAAAGAUGACCAGAAGCGAAUGCAAAUGGCGAUCUUUGGGAAGGAGCCAACCAAAGCCUGUGACUGGCAUAUCAGAGUUUAUCUGAUAGAUGAUUCCGAAAUGGCGUUCAAGAUUUGCAAGAAAGUAGAAAAUGAAGAAAUGAAAUUUUUGACAACACUGUCCAGCUUGUUUGUAUCCAACAGUGAGAAAGAUAUCAGCAUAGAGGUUACUGCCGUGGCUUCAGGGUGGCACAUCAUAGGGGACUAUAAGAAAGGGAUAGCUUCAAGAAGUGCCUGGAAUUCCCAAGAAAAUACCACAGAUUUUCCCCGUUGUGAUUUUUGUGUGAGUCACGAUGAUAUAAAAGAACGGCAGUUCUUCUGUAAAAUGAGAGCAACACACGAAAACGACAGUGCUGGCAACGAGAUUGUGGCCUUUUUCCAACAGAAAAGUGAUGCCAAGAUCAACAACCCAACUGAAAAGAAGUUCAAGAACACGCCGAAGAUGAACUGUUCAAAAGAAUUUAAUGCUACUGGAUGAAGUCUCUGGAACGGAUUGUCAUUUUACAGCUUCCUACCAAGCCUCGCAGCUUUGUAUUAACAUUAUGAUUUCCACCGUCUAGACACGCUCACGAAUCUCUAAAGAUAACAAAAAAAGGCAUCCAAUUAAAUGGCAAAAAGGACGGAUCUAAACUGCUUUGAAUUUAUCUUUGCCAAGCUGGAAAAAUAGCUAAAAAAAACUUAGAUAUGGAAUGCACGAGGCAAAUUAAAACGCAGUGGUUAAUUUUCUUUUUCUGCCAAUUUUAGGGACCAAGCCUAAUACCGCAUUUAAAUCUCUCAGAAUUUUACAGGCAGUCAAUUAAAAGCCAAAGAUUUCCAGCCGUCGAAAGUUUUCUUGUUUGACUUUUGUUUGACAACUCUCUUCUAUGUUUUUCUUCCUUUUUCUUUUUUGAUUCUUUGUUUUUUUGUUAUUGUUAUUUUUUCAAUGUUUUUCUUCCUUUUUCUUUUUUGUUUCUUUGUUUUUUUGUUAUCAUUAUUUUUUCAAUUUAACGCCUUAUUUUAUCUAUACAAAUUAUUUACAGUGAACCCCGUUAACUCGAAUUGCCAAGGGAAACUGAAAUUACUUCAAGAAUAAAAUUCUGGAUAAUGAAAAAGUCCCUAAAAGUUUUUGCCUUUCACCCUUUCGAAAGUUACAGUUAUCAGGAAAACUUAGUAAAGCUGAAAUGAAAUGUGUGAGUUCUGAAAUAAUAAAGGCGUUCUGCAAAAGGUCUUAGAAAUGAUGGUUUUAAAUAAUAAAAAUAACGAUGAUAGUAAUAAAAGUAAUGAUAAUGAUGAUGAUAGUACACACGGAUGUCUGAUUUUCUACACUGGUGCCCCAUUAGACACCAGGGUCUGAUUGUAGACACUAUCGUCCGAUUUUAUACACUACUGUCUGAUUUUAUACACAAGUGUCCGACUUUGUAAACUAAUUUCCAAUUCUAUUCGCUAGAGUCUGAUUUUAUAUACAAGUAUCCGAUUUUAUAUACUAGAGUCCGAUUUUAUACACUAGUGUCCGAUUCUAUUCACUAGUGUCUGAUUUUAUACAAGUGUCCGAUUUUAUGUAUUAGUGUCUGAUUUGUUAUACUAGUGUCCGAUUUUAUUCAAUUGUUCAAUUUUAUAUACUAGUGUACAAUUUUAUAUACUACCGUCCGAUUUUAUACACAAGUGUCCGAUUCUAUUCACGAGUGUCUGAUUUUAUACAAAUGUCCGAUUUUAUUUAUUAGUGUCUGAUUUUAUAUAGUAUUGUCUGAUUUGUUAUACUAGUGUCCGAUUUUAUUCAAGUGUUCAAUUUUAUAUACUAGUGUACGAUUUUAUAUACUAGUGUCCGAUUUUAUACUCAAGUGCAUGAUUUUAUACACCAAUGUCUGAUUGUUUACACAAGUG
This is a messenger RNA of Pocillopora verrucosa, 2314 nucleotides long. NCBI's taxonomy places the organism in Eukaryota, Metazoa, Cnidaria, Anthozoa, Scleractinia, Pocilloporidae. The record is from RefSeq and is a predicted model, not a curated record.